AUGCCGCCGCACACGCACCAACCUGCUUCCAGGGUGUUGUGCCCCUCUCCCGGCCUCCUGGGGCUGUCCCGUGCCCAGGAGAGCCUCACUUCCCUGUCAUACAGCUGGCAGAGGGAUUUCCUUGGAUCCUURUGGAAGCGCCUCUACCUUCCUCUCCCCUCUGGAGGCUGUGGGACCGCGGCCAGCCCUCGCAGCCCCCUCCCCAUCCUGUCCCCCACCCUUUCCCUGCGCUCCGCCGGGCCGUGCGUGCAUGCGGGGCGGGGGCGCGGGCGGCGGCGGGGACUGAUGCUGUGCUUUGCCCUUGCAGGCAGCGAGUCCCGCCGGCUGCGGGCAGAAGGGGCGAGCAGCGGCCGCUGCCCCCAGGGCGGGGAUGCUGGGUCCCCGCUCCCCACGGAGGGGCUGCGCGUCCCCCGGCAGCCGCCGCCGAGAGAGGCCGGGGGCUGCGGCGCGGAGAACGGCAGAUCAUCGGCGGCGGGCGGCAGGAAGAAGACGCGGACCAUCUUCUCCAAGAGCCAGGUGUUCCAGCUGGAGUCCACYUUCGAUGUGAAGCGCUACCUGAGCAGCUCCGAGCGGGCCGGGCUGGCCGCCGCGCUGCACCUCACCGAGACCCAGGUGAAGAUCUGGUUCCAGAACCGCCGCAACAAGCUCAAAAGACAAAUGUCGUCCGAGCCCGAGGGUCAGGGGCCGGGGCCGGCUGAGCCCCCYGGGGAGCCGCAGCCCCAUGCUGCCGCCGCUGCUCUCUCCUUCCCGUCCCUCUACAAGGACAGCCCCCUGCUCAGUCGCUGCUUGCUGCCGCUGCCUUUUCCCCUGCUCUGCCCGGGGAAUGCCAUCCCCUACCUCUGCCUCCCCGGGCCGGGCAAGCACUUCAGCCUGGUGGACGGGGACGUAUAGCCUCUUCCCCGGCCCCCGACCUUCCCUUGCCGGGGGCYGCCCCGAUUUUAUUUAUGACCCCUCUGUGCCGGUGGAGUGUCCGUCUUCGCCACAGCCGCCCCCCCGGCCCACGGAGGGGCCUCCCAGGCUCCCCCCCACGCGUGUCCGUGGGCUGCCGACACGUUGCUAAAGCUCGGAAGGGCGCUGCCAACCCUUCCUCCCUCUUGCAGCGCUUUUUCUGUUGUCGGGACCGAGGAGAUAACACGGAGCCACCAAAGAAACCGGGACGUGCCCUGCCUGACUCCUUUACAAAUUAUCCCGUUCCCCUAUUACAGAGGAGCCGAUGCUCUCCCUCAGCCCAUGGGGACCGUGUCCCCGUGUCUAUCCCAAGCGCCGUGGCAGAGGCUCUACCACGAUCCGAAUCACGUUUUUAAUACAGAUUGGUAAAGGCGAAGGCCUCUCUGUGCUCCUCUAUCUCAAACUCUCCACCUCCAAUAUACCUGAGUAGCUUCUCCCCAUCUUUAACAUUGUCAAAAUGUAGACACCUUUCCUCAGAUGUGGUUCUUAAACUAUGACUUUCCUG
Messenger RNA from Malurus melanocephalus (red-backed fairy wren), 1453 nucleotides. Its product is annotated as homeobox protein HMX1-like. The record is from RefSeq and is a predicted model, not a curated record. Gene Ontology annotation, cellular component: nucleus. The coding region runs from base 1 to 891 and encodes 296 amino acids. The transcript has a single exon. Gene Ontology annotation, biological process: regulation of transcription by RNA polymerase II. Gene Ontology annotation, molecular function: RNA polymerase II transcription regulatory region sequence-specific DNA binding; DNA-binding transcription factor activity, RNA polymerase II-specific. NCBI's taxonomy places the organism in Eukaryota, Metazoa, Chordata, Aves, Passeriformes, Maluridae.